AUGCUUCACAGUCUUGCAAUCUCAAGCCUUGUUGCGCUGGCCACGGCGCUCGCAGUCGACAAACCCCUUGAAGUGUGCGGUACACCGCCCCCAAGCGAGGGGUUCGUCGACGCCGUCAAGGAGUUCCGUCUCCAGGAGCAGAAGCUUGCUACACAGGGUCUCGUCGCCAAAGCCAAAGUUGUCGUAGACACCUACGUCCACAUUGUAUCCUCAGAUGGGACGCCGCAAGGCGGGAAUGUGCCUGCCAACGACAGAAGCGAGGUGGCCAUGAAGAAGGGCUCCUACAAGGACCUGAGCCUUUACCAUCUCAAGGCGCCCCAGGGUAGCGCCAACAAUGGAGGCUACUGCUGCUUCCCUGUGCAGGGCGCCACCCCCGGAUCCGACAGCUUCAUCAGAGACGGCCGCGUCAUGCAGUUCGGCAGCAUGCCUGGAGGCAGCCUUGGAGCCAACAACCAAGGAAAGGUCACGCUCCACGAGGUCGGCUUGUUUCACACGUUCCAGGGCGAAUGCGAGACUUAUUCUGGCGGCGACCUGGUUGACGACACGCCUGCUCACGUCGCGCCUCGCUCUCAGUCCGAUUAUCGGUGUCCCGCUGGCUCCGACAUUGAUACAUGCCCGUCGUUGCCUGGUUUGGAUCCCCUGCACAACUUUAUGAGCUACAGACAGGGCCGCUGCUGGACCGAGUUCAUGCCUGGCCAGAUUGACCGUAUGUAUAUCGUAGCGUGGCGCGCGAUCGCCAGUUGCCUGGCUGAUGGCGUAAUUGGAGUUGAGGCGUGA
This is a messenger RNA of Metarhizium acridum CQMa 102, 777 nucleotides long. NCBI's taxonomy places the organism in Eukaryota, Fungi, Ascomycota, Sordariomycetes, Hypocreales, Clavicipitaceae. The record is from RefSeq and is a predicted model, not a curated record.